AUGCCUAAAGUUAAUAUAGAUUGCUCUGAAAUAAAAAAGAAUCAACUGAAUUCCUCAAAUGUAAUUUCCACCCCCUUCGGGCUUGCCAUAAUAGAGAUCCAAGGCGAGCUAAACAUACCCGAAAUUGCAUCUAGUGAAGAGAACCCUGACAACUUGAAGGUUGAUGAUCUAUACACCGCAGUUAAAUUUGGUAAGCUUAUAGUAGAUCCAGUAGAUGAUAGCAAAGUUACAUUAUUCGUAGGGACGUCCCAAAGAAUGUUAGGGAAAAUAGUAAAGAUUGACCCUCCGCUUGGAGUGCUUAAGAUAAAUGCCAAUGAUAAAAAUGAAAUGAAGAUGAUCGAUGUGAUCAAGAAGAAGAUCAUUUUCAAAGACAGACCUUUACCAAUAAUGUAG
This is a messenger RNA of Dujonia railenensis, 393 nucleotides long. The record is from the annotation of a GenBank genome assembly. Lineage: Eukaryota; Fungi; Ascomycota; Pichiomycetes; Serinales; Debaryomycetaceae.